Molecule: messenger RNA, 999 nt
Organism: Solanum tuberosum (potato)
Lineage: Eukaryota; Viridiplantae; Streptophyta; Magnoliopsida; Solanales; Solanaceae
Exons: 4
Coding region: 1-999 (332 amino acids)
Molecular function (GO): nucleic acid binding
Source: RefSeq, a predicted model, not a curated record
AUGAGUAUAGUUGUAUUUUCGGAAGAUCCAACCACUAGAAACAAGCGAUUAAAAUUUGAAGAACGUCAAGCCAUUGCAGAUUGGCUUUUGAAAGAAAGCAAGGAAGGAAAACAAAAAUAUGGAUCUUUAAAACAAGAUGGUAUUUUGUUCAACAAAUCAAGAAGAACUAUUUUACGCAUUUGGAAGCAAUGUAAAUCAUCUGUUGAUAAUGGUACACCGUUGGAUGUGUCUUCGAAACUUGUAGGCAUAGUUGGAAGAAAACGGGUGGAAGUUGACAUUAAUCAAGUUAAAGAAACUCCACUUUGUCGUCGAACAAAUAUUCGAUCUCUGGCUUUUGCGAUGAACAUGGCAAAAUCAAAUGUCUUUCGGCGAAUAAAAGAUGGCACUAUUCGGACACAUACCAAUUCCAUUAAGCCUCAACUAACCGAACAAAAUAAGAAGAGUGAAAGGUACUACCUACUUCCUGAAGAACAUGAGCCUGAUCCAUAUCGCUCUUGCAAAAUUAAGGAACCAGCUAAGCGGAAUAGCAAGAAUCAAACAGCAGGAACUCUCGAAACAAAACCCAUUAUAUCAGUAACUAAAGAUAUCACCAGGGCUUGUUUGAUUGAGAAAGUUCUUCCUGCCAUUAGAUCAAAAUGGCCAGCUUCAGAUUCAAACAUUCCUAUCUUUAUACAACAAGAUAAUGCAAGACCACAUAUUGGUGUCAAUGAUUUGGAAUUUAGCAAUCCAAUCUCUUCAAUACCAAAGGCUCCUUCAAAUGUUGAUGAAUUAGUGGAAGCAGUGGAAAGAUCUUUUGAUGAAAUGAAGGUUGAACAACUCAACCAUGUAUUUCUUACUUUACAAUCUUGUAUGAUUGAGGUGAUGAAAGAUAAUGGAGGCAACAACUACAAAGUGCCUCAUUUGAACAAAAACAGAUUAGAAAGAGAAGACAAUCUUCCUCUUCAACUUUGUUGUGAUAUUGGUAUUGUCAAUCAUGUUUCAACUCUACUUCAACAAUGA